Messenger RNA from Centruroides sculpturatus (bark scorpion), 829 nucleotides. RefSeq names its product protein D3-like. The record is from RefSeq and is a predicted model, not a curated record. NCBI's taxonomy places the organism in Eukaryota, Metazoa, Arthropoda, Arachnida, Scorpiones, Buthidae. The transcript is spliced from 5 exons. Bases 173 to 715 code for a protein of 180 amino acids.
UAAAAAUAAUAAUAAUAAUUGUAUAUAUGCAAAUGAGCACGAGCGUUGCAACGUAACCGUUGAAGGCGUGACGUCAGUUUCUUGGCUGCGACGGCUACACAACGUGUUUUUUUCUCUAACCGGAUCCAAUCGAGUUUCGACCGAACCUGGAAAUCUAACUCUAGUAAACAGCAUGGAGGAAAAUGGAGUUGUUCCUGAUGUUCUCGACACCGCCCCACGUUAUAUAGCCGAGAUCAAAUAUGAAGGAGGUGAAACUGUUAAUUUAGGCAAUGAGCUGACCCCCACUCAAGUUAAAGAUCCACCAACAUACAUAAAUUAUCCAACAGAACCUGAUGUUCUAUACACUCUUUGUCUGACAGAUCCAGAUGCACCAAGCCGACAGAAUCCAAAAUACAGAGAGUGGCAUCACUGGCUAGUGGUAAACAUACCAGGAACAGAUGUCUCUAAAGGGGAAGUUCUGUCAGAAUAUGUUGGAUCUGGUCCUCCGAAAGGAACAGGUCUUCAUCGUUAUGUCUAUGUAGUCUACAAACAACCAAAUACCCUGCAGCCAGACGAGAAACGUCUCACCAAUCGAUCUGGCAACCACCGCGGAAACUUUAAGAUCCGUAACUUUGCGCAGAAGUACAAUCUCGGCACUCCGCACGCAGGAAACUUCUACCAGGCCCAGUGGGACGAUUACGUGCCAAAGUUGUACGAGCAACUCAGCGGCAACUAGAAAGUAAUGUUUUUUCUGAUCAUGUGAAUUAAUUUUUUUUUCCUCUAAAUAGAAAUUUACUAUUUGCUCAAUUGUAACAAAUUAAAACCUGUUGCUUUCUUUAUGACAAUCUUA